This is a messenger RNA of Diatraea saccharalis (sugarcane borer), 867 nucleotides long. The record is from the annotation of a GenBank genome assembly. NCBI's taxonomy places the organism in Eukaryota, Metazoa, Arthropoda, Insecta, Lepidoptera, Crambidae.
AUCUAUUCAAGAGUAGUAGGUAAUAAUACAUAGUGAAAUCGUUCACAUUUUUUGUGAUUUUAUCUUUAAAUGAUAAUAACUAUUUUACAUGUCAUUUUGUUUGUUUGGAUUUUAAAUGUUAGUGUUUUAAAAACCUAAUGUCUUUAUAAUAACGAAUUACAUUAAUAAAAAUGGGUGCUUUAUUUGGUAAAAAUAAGAAACAAGUAAGCAGAAUCACUGAACAAGAUAAAGCAGUUCUACAGCUUAAACAACAGAGAGAUAAGUUGAAACAAUAUCAGAAAAGAAUAGAAUUGAAUCUUGAAAGAGAUCGUCAAUUGGCUAAGAAACUCUUAGCUCAAGAUAAACGGGACAAAGCGAAACUUCUGCUAAAGAAAAAACGUUACCAAGAACAACUACUUCAAAACACAGAAUCGCAAUUAGAAAAAUUAGAGCAAUUGACUCAUGAUAUCGAAUUCGCCCAAAUCGAAGUACAGGUGCUGGAUGGGUUGAAAACUGGUAAUAUUGCACUGAAAAAGGUGCAUGAUAUUUUGAGUAUUGAUGAAAUUGAAAAGAUUAUGGAUGAAACUAAAGAGGGAAUAGAAAAGCAAAGAGAGAUAGAUGAACUUAUUUCUGGUCAGUUGACCAAGGAAGAUGAAGAGGAAAUUGAAGCUGAACUUGAAUCAAUAUUAGAUGUAAAAGACCAACUACCAGAUGUGCCUGCAGAUAAACUGCCAGAAGUUAUUGAAGAUAGUGUUAUAGACAAACCUCGUAAAGCCAAAGAGGCCCCUUCAAAAGUUGCCAUGGAAGCCUAAAUGUAUAUUAUUUUACUGCAAUUAAGAGUGUAUAUAGUUUGUCUUAAGUAUAUUAUAUUUUUUAAUCUCACCGUUU